UCUCCAUCUCCAUCUCCAUCUAAUUCAACUCCACACGCAUCACCGAUCAUCUGCAUGCGUAUAUAUAAACUCCUGCAUCCGCAUCAAUCUCUCGUCGAUCGAUGAGCACAAGCAAGAAGCAAUAAAUCCACCACCCUACUCGAUUACGACCUAAGGAUUAGUCAAACAGCUGAGAUUACUAUCGGGAGAAGCUCAGCUCAGCUCAGCUCGCCAAUGGAGAUGGCCAUGGAGGAGAAGCCCGAGUCGUCAGCUCUUCCGAGUAGCGUCGUCUCCACUGUCGCCUACUGCUGCGGGGCGUGUGGGUACGACCUGAAGCUGAGCUCGUCGGCGCGGAACACGGCGGGCAUCGUGGUCGCCGGCGGCGGCGGGAGAGGCUACCGGCGGCGAGGCGGCGGCGUGGUGAGGUUCGACGCGAUCGAGGAGGCGCGGUUCGGGCACGUGGACGAGUUCCGGUGCGUGGACGUGCGCGCGCGGCGGCUCUUCACCCGGCGCACCCGCCUCCUCUGCCGCAAGUGCGGCGCCCACCUCGGCUUCGCCUACGACGACCGCGCCGCCCGCUCCCCGGCCUCGCCGCCGCCGCGUUACGACAUCUGCAUCCGCGCCCUCCACCCCGUCGCCGACGACCUCUGAAUUCAAGUCGCUCUCUUACUUUGGUUUAUUUUUUGGGUAGAAAAAAGUUGUUUGCUGUUUUUGUAAGC
Molecule: messenger RNA, 698 nt
Organism: Oryza brachyantha (malo sina)
Lineage: Eukaryota; Viridiplantae; Streptophyta; Magnoliopsida; Poales; Poaceae
Exons: 2
Coding region: 214-630 (138 amino acids)
Source: RefSeq, a predicted model, not a curated record